AUGGCUACUGUCGAAAAAAAAAAUAAAAAUAUAGAUCAUAACCAUCAUGUAAUUGAAAGUUUAUAUAAAAAUGAAAAAAAGAUCAAAGGCAGUAACAAAAUAAAACAUGUAAACAUGAAUGAGGAGAAGAAAGAAGUAGAAUUAAACGUUCUUAACAAUGUCGAAAAUAAAAAUGAGAAUAAUUUAGAUUUUUUGGACAUGGGAAUAACUAAAAUUAAUGAUAUGAAUAUGGGCAGCAAUAAUUUUCGUAGUAAUAGCAAUAGCAAUGUUGUUAUAAAAACGAAUACUGAAACGGAAAAGGAGGAAAAAAAAAAUAGUUUUAUUAUUGAAAAUAAGAGUAGUUAUGAGACAGAGGAAGAGAAUUUAUUAAAUGAGGAUGGAAAUUUAUCAGAUGAGGAACUAGAAGUAGAAGAAGAAAACGUAAUUGAAAAGGAUUUAAUACUUCAAAGAUAUAAACAUGGGAUUAACAUAUACAUAAAUUUUGAUAAUCAUGAUGAUGAUGUAAGAAAAAAAAAUUGUAAGAUUAUUGAUUUUUAUUUAGAAUGUUUAAAUAAAUAUAAAAGUGAAUGUAGUUUUGUUUAUUAUCAGAAUUACAACAGUAAUAAUAAUGUAAUUAUAAAUGAAAAUAUGGACAUGGAACAUGUGCAUAAUACAAAGAUGUUAUGUGAAAACACUGAUAAUAGUGUGAAUAACUUAUCAAUCUUAAAUGAUAAAAAUAUCAUAACGAAAAAUAAAAGUAUUCUAAAAAAUACAGUUAAUAGUAGCACGAAUGGUAGUGGUGGUUGUACUAGUAGUAUAACAACUGUUACUUCACCAAAUGAAGAUUUCAAAAACUUUAAUCUUCAGAAAAAGAAGCAAGAAUAUUUAGACCCUUUGUUAAAAUGUAUAAACUCCCUAUCUGAUAGGAUAAACCUACAACAUUUAGUAGGUGAUCCAACAACUUAUUUUAAAAUUGGUGGAGGGGAUAUGUUUUAUGAUAUUAAUGAUCCAUUUUUAGAUGACGAAGAAAUGUAUAAAGAAUUAAAUAAAACAAAAAAUGAAAUAAUUUUGACAAGACAAAUAGAAGAUGAAUAUAGUGUAUGGAGUGCAGAUAUGUCUGAUGAUUAUGUAGAUAUUAACCCAAAUUAUUUCAUUUCGUUUUAUAGCUCAAAAUGUAAGUAUGUGUCUUAUAGUGAUGAGGAAGAGAAGGAAAGAAAAAGAAAAAAAAAAGGAGAAAUGGGGAAAAAUAAAGAGGAUAACAAGGAGUAUAAUAAGGGGGAUAACAAAUUGCUUAAUAUGGAGCAUAAUGAAGUAGUUCAACGAGUAGAAGAUUGUGAAAAGAAAAUACACAUUAAUGAACAAAAUAAAAAUAAACAUGAAAAAAGCCUACCCCUUAGUGAUGAAAAACAACAGAAUAAUGAAGAUAUGGAGUUAGAUAUUAUAUAUUCCUCUUGUUCGUCCAAAUCUGAUGAUAGUGUAAUGGAAAUAAGUGAAUCAUAUAUUGAUAUAAAUAAUUUUGAACAAAACCCAAAUGAUUUUAUCAUAUAUUCAAGUGAAGGAGAUAUAGAAUCAUCUUCAUCUGAAGAUGAGAAUGAUGAUAACUCACAAGAAUCAUCUUCAUCUGAGGAGGAUAUUAUAUUUAAUCCUUAUGCAUGGAAAAAAUUUGAAAAACAUAUUCCACCCGAGUUUAUACACUCUUUUGAAAAAUUAGAAAAAGAGCUAGAUGCACUACCUGUGGAAGUAAAUAUAUCAGAUAUACAAAUAAUAAUAAAAACAUAUAUAUAUAAAAUUUUUGUACAAGUUAUGGAUAAACAAAAAAAUGUUUUAAAUCAUUUUGAUAAAAAAUUAAAUGAUUUCAUUGAAAUAGAUGUAAAGCAGUUGAGAUGGCUUACAACUAUUAUGAGCAAGACAUCUAACACUCUCAACGAUAUAGAUAUAUGUAGAAUAUGGUUUGAGCAUAUAUUUACAUAUAACACGAAAGUAUAUAUAAAUUGUGAAAAGGAAUUUAUUAGUAAAAUAAAACAUUCUCAGAUUUUUGAGAAAAAUAAUAAGACGCAUUUGAAUAAUAUUUUGAAGGAUAUUUCUUCUUGGAAAUCUUAUCAGGACAAUAAGGAAAAGACAAACAAAGAGUUUACGGAAAGUGGUACAACCAUUCAUGUUGGUACAUCUAUUGAUGGAAAUGCCAGUACCACUAAUGGAGGAAGUAAUUGCUUACUCAAAAAUGGUCCAUUUUGUAAAAACAGUAGUAGUGAUGCACAUGAACUCGUUCAUGCAAAUUCUAACAAAUCAGCAAUUAAUAGCACGAAUAAGAAUAGCAACAUUAUCUGCGAAGUAAAUUUUAAAAAGUUUGAUAAUGAAAGUGGUUCAAACAAUUUAGGAGAAUAUAAUAGAAACAACAGUAGUGAAAAAGAGUUAAUUGGAAACAUUAGAAAGGAUAAUGAGGAGAGUAAGGACAACAACAUGUUUAGUAUGUGUGAUAAAGCAGUUAAAGAGGAUAAAAAUACAUAUAAUAAUAAUCUUGUAAAAAGAAGUAGUAUAAUAAUACCACGUACAGAUUUGAGUGUAGGAAAUAUUUACAAUAUAAAUUGUUGUAUAUCGGGUAGUACAAAUAAUAAGGAAAGUACAGAGGAAAACGAUAAAAUGAAACUAAUAAAUAUAAAAAGCGAAUUAGAUAAUAAUGAUAAUAUGUCCAUACAUUUAUCAAAUCAUAGCACAAUAGAGCAUAUUGACGGGGAUAAAAAUGUAUGUAGUGAUUAUAGCUCCGCUAAUAAUAAGAAGAAUAACUUGCAUAAUAGGAGUUCCCAUAAUAAUGAUAUCACUAGGAGUGAUAAUAACACUAAUAAUGAUAGAAGUAAUAUUGGUAUUAGUAAUAAUGAUGGCAUUAUCAGUGGUAUUAAUAAUGCUUUAUUAAAAAAUGAGCAUAUCAUAAACAACAGACCAGAUAAUAACACAGGCAGUUUGUGUGCGGAUGGUAGGAAAUGCAGUGUGGAGAAUACGGACGGAAAGGUGAACCAACAGACGUUGAAACAUAUGGAUGAUGGUGGAAAUGGUAUCUAUAAUAGUAAUAGUAGUAACAGUAAUAGUAAUAUUAAUGGCGUUGGCAGCGGUAAAACCCCGAAGGGGUGUAAAUCAACGGAUGUGGAAAAAAACAAGGGAACGUGCAAAAAUAAUGAAAGUACGGAUCUGGAAAUGGAAACAAAUAAAAUAAACAAAAUGACUAGUAUAAAUGGUACUCAGAAGGAAGACUAUAAAUCACUGGAAAAGUUUUUCAAAAGAUUUUCAGAUAUAUCGCAUGAUUUGUUGAACUAUAUUAAAAUAUUUAUUAAGAAAAAAUGCAUAUUAAAAGAUAUGAUAUUAGCAGGUUUUGAAGCACUUGUUGAAAAACAAAAUAAACAUUUUGUCAAAUUACCCUAUAUGACUUUGUCAGAAAUUUUAACAAACUUAUUUAAUUUUAGAUAUAAAACAAAUAUUAUUAUUAAUGCUGAUUAUAUUGAAGCCCUUGUUGAGUUCUAUCAAGAUAAAUAUAAAGUUGAUUUAUUAUAUGAUAAAGGAAGGAAUAAAAAAGUGUUUCUAUUCGAUACAAAUGAGAUGCAAAAAUUGAAUAAUGCCUAUUAUCGAAAUAAGAAUUUGUUCAAAGAAAAUAAGAUGAUAUCAAAUGAUAAUGAUAAUACUUGUAAGGAGGAUAAUAAAAAUAAAGGAAAUAAUAAAACAGAGUUAGAUGAAAAAAGUUUGGUAAAAAAAGGGAGUACUUGUAGUAAUACCUACAGUGAGAUGCAACCAAGUAAAGACUUUUGUAAUAAAUCAAAUAAUAAGAAACAGUCAACACCAAAGAAUGAAUAUAAUAGUGGAAACAAUAACAAACAGUUAAAUAAAAAGAAAGGAAAUGAAUCUUUUAAAAAUAGUAAUGUUAAGGAAGUGAGUCCCACAACCAAAAAGAAAAAUAAUAAAAUAUUGUCAAAUGAAAUAACGAAAAAAAGUGCAGACAAAAAGAAAAAUAGCAAAACUGAGAAAAAAUUAUGUGCUACUCAUAUAAUUAUAUGCUCGGACAAUGAGGACAGCGAUGAUAUGAGCGUAACACCAAAUAGGAAGAUCUCAGCUCCCGAGAAAAUAAAUCCAAAAAAUAAAACAGAAUGUAGAAAUAUUAGUAUGUUUAUAGAAAACAUAACUAGAAAUAAGUAUAACACUACUACUGCUACUAUUACUACUGCUAAUAAUAAUAAUAAUAAUAAUAAUAAUAAUAAUAAUAAUAACAAUAAUAAUAAUAAUUAUAAUAAUAAUAAUUAUAAUUAUAAGUAUAAUUAUAAUUACAAUGUUGCAUCUAAUCGUAACAGCAGUAUCAGCGCUGCUGCUAGUGUCGUUAGAAGCAAUAGCUUUAAUAUGGACAACAACUUUAAGCGAAAUUACAACAUUAACUAUGUUAGUAAUAAUUAUAAGACUAUUGUUCAUGGUAAUAACCAUAAUUAUACAAACAUUAAUAGUAACAUGCGCAGUAACAUAAUUGAUAAUAUUCAUAACAACAUGAAGAGAAAUAACAAUAUUAAUACCAUUCGAAAUAUUUUUAGUAAUAGUUCAGCAAUAAAUAGUAAUCUUAUUAACAAGAGUAAUAGCCAUUACGAUAGUCAGAAAAAUAAAUGCCCUGAGGAAAAUCUCUUAAUUAUUGCUGAUGAUAAGAAAAGUUUUAAUUCUAACCACAUGUUAAAUGAAAAAAUGAAAUUAUUUAAAAAGAGAAAAUUAAAAAAUGAUUAUCAGUGUAGUAAAAAAAAUCAGCAUACAAAUAUACUAAAAAUUAGUAAAAUUAAUGAUAAAAUGAAAGGGAAAAUUACACACUUGAAUGAAAAAUGUGCAGUAUAUAAAUGCAUAAAUGUCGACUCGUCUGAUGAAAACAAGUCUUAG
Molecule: messenger RNA, 4872 nt
Organism: Plasmodium malariae
Lineage: Eukaryota; Apicomplexa; Aconoidasida; Haemosporida; Plasmodiidae
Product: conserved Plasmodium protein, unknown function
Exons: 1
Coding region: 1-4872 (1623 amino acids)
Source: RefSeq, a predicted model, not a curated record